UUGUUGUUGAUGUUUUCUUUUUCUUUUUAUCGCAUUUAAUUACCAUUUUUGCGGUUUUAGUGGUAACAACGGUCAUCUAGUGAAUCACAACCGACCGACGGGGCACCGUCCUCCACCGCCACAUGUGAUCGUCCUCCUCGGACUAUUCACUUCGAAAUCGUCGCAAACUCGCAAAUUUGCCGUCAAACGAUAACAUUAUUCUCGACAGUUUACUUUCACUACAUACACAUAAUCAUGUAUACAUAAUUAGUAGGUACACGUUUUUGUAUUCGUAGAUACAUGCGCAACAUAAACUUCGUUGAUAUAUAAAUUUUUUUUUCUGUGAUGAGUGCCAAACACGUAGAAAUGGACCGAAGACCAUCGUCUUACAGAUCACGUCCAUCGUCGUCCAAACCAUCGGGUCCUAGUUGUGUGAUCUGUUUUAAAAUGCAAUCAAUUUAUUCAAUUGGUACUUGCGAUCAUCCUGUAUGUUAUGAGUGUUCAACUACCAUGCGAGUGCUCUGCGAUCAAAAGGAGUGUCCAAUAUGCAGGCGAAUACUGACCAAGGUUAUUUUUACUAAAGAUGAGGUGGAUUUGUUUAAAAAUUUAGAUGAUCGUUCAUAUCCCCGUUAUAACAAAAAGUAUGGCAUUGCGUUUGGUGAUCUUUCUGUGGAAAAUUCUUUUGACCAAUUACUGCGUUGCUACUGUAAAAAAUGUUACGAACGCCCAGAGUUCACAACAUUUGAACAAUUAGCUACACACAUGGAACGAAACCAUCGUCUUUAUGCUUGUCGUCUUUGUGUGAACAAUUUAAAGAUAUUUCCAAGCCAGAGACGUUGGUAUAACUAUGAUGAAUUAACUAGACAUGAAGAAUGCGGAGACCCCGAUAAUACAUCUCACCGAGGCCAUCCUGAAUGUCAAUUUUGUAAUGUUCGUUACCUAGACAAAGAUGAGCUUUAUAAACAUCUAAGGAAAGAGCAUUUCUAUUGUCAUUUUUGUGAUGCUGAUGGUAUUCAAGACUACUACAUGACAUAUGACUGGUUGAGAAAACAUUAUUUUGACAAACACUAUCUUUGUGAAGAGGGAAGUUGUAUCAAUGAAAAAUUUACAUCAGUUUUUCGUACAGCAAUCGAUUUACAGGCUCAUAGAGCUCAAACACACAGCAGAGAUUUGGGAAAACAAGGAUACAAAGAAGCGCGUACUUUAAAACUUGAGUUUACCUUACGACCGAGACACAAUCCGGCUGUUGAAGCAGGCAGGCCAAACCAAUACCAACCGCCCCGACCCCGCCAACCACCAUCUGAUUAUUCUCACAACAACAACAACCAUUCCGUCGGUCAAGAGUUGGCGACCUCAUCAUCAGCAUCGGAUCGCGCGAUCAACGUACGCAACACCUCAGACUUCCCAUCUUUGAAUGGUCAGCAUACUACGGUGUUGCCAUGUGCCCGCACCAGGAAACAAAACCAAUCAGUCAACACACGAGAUUUGCAUUCGUUCCCGGCCCUGGGACAGGACCCACAGCCGCCGGUGGCGCCCAAGGCACAGAAACCAGCGAUGAACAGCAUCCGAAUGGCCGCUGUGCUAAAGAAACCUGCGGAACCCCCUAAGCCGGACCGAAACAAAGACGCCAAGGCGCCUUCAGGCCCACGGUUGCCUAAUCAGGCCAGGGAUUUUCCGUCCCUGGACGGCAACCAAAACCAACAGCCACAACAGCAGCAACCAAACCUGCAACACCCCAGGUUGGCUGCCAACAAGGAGACGACGGCGGCCAGUGGUUCGGGUGGUGGCAGUUGGGUGUCUAAAGCCAAGACAGGAAACGAGAGUGACAAAAAAAAAGUUAAAAAAGAACCGGCUGCAAUCAAGAAAAAAAUAGCCGAGGCGCCCAAGGUUCCAGGCCCAUCGGACUUUCCGAAUUUGAACAAAAAAUAUGAACCGUCCAAGAGCAACCUUGCUAAGUUGGGCGGAAACAAAAAGAAAUCGGAAAACUCGAAGAAAAUCAUGCCAGGAGAAAACAACGUCAACGGCAGUGGUAGUGGUACUGUUCAAAGCGGGAAGAAAAACCUUGCAACUGUGGACCACAAUGGCGCCAAUAAGGAAAACUGCAACAAGUCCAAUACGAAAACCGUCGACGCGGUGCAGAUGAGCAACGGCGAAGUGUUAUGCAAGACGGCGACUACUACUUCCACAAACAAUAAAGCAGUCACCAGCAAGCCUGAAGUGAUUAAGCCCGUCUCUGCAACCCCUGCAGAACUACCGAAAAAAGAGCCGUCCAAGAAGAAAGAGUCUGCUGCGGUAGGUCGACCGUCGGCACAACCUGACGAAGAAUCCGUGUCGGACGCUAACAACCCGAAAGAAAAGAAAAAAAGAAAAAAGAACGAAAAUCGAGGAGAGCAACAACAACCCACCUCAACGAGUCACCAACAACAAGAAAAUCAUCACCAGCAACAGCUACCGAACAAUUAUAUCAAAACGUUAACGCCGAAAAUACCACCCGGCUUCGAGAACGCGUACCAACAGCAACAGCAACAACCACAGGUCAGAGCACCCCCCGGGCUGUCUGGUAGCCGUGGACCUUCACCCGCAGCACAGAACCAUCUCCGGAUCAAAGCGCCGCCUGGUCUGUCGUUGACCGACAGCGGUGGUGAUGGCGGUAAACCGUUCGAGUACUUGCAUCCGGCCGGCUCGUCCGUCCGGAACAAAGUGCUCAUCAACAACCUGAUGGCCUCGCUCAUACCUGCCCGCGACGAACGCUUCGACACUUUCGAGAAGUUCAAAGAGAUGUCCACGCUGUUCCGCAAACACGUCAUCACCGCGUUUGAUUUCUACUCGUACUGUGUGGAAGCACUGGCUCCGCACAGCUUCGAUGCCGUGUUCCAAGAACUCGUGCUGUUGUUGCCCGACAUCCAGAAGCAACGGGAAUUGCUGUUCAUCUAUAACCGGAACAGCAGACAUGAAAUGGACGUAGAAGUGUGCAAACACUGUCGCCAAGUGUUGAGGGCUAGUGACUUGGAAUCUCACCAGUCCGUUCACAGUUCGACUGCGCGCAGUUGAAAUUCAUCGGAGCCGUCUGUGUCUGUAUUGCACAAAUCGCAUCACGACCGCCGGUCAUGUCUCCCAAAUGUAAUUAUUAAAUCAUCAUUUUAUUAUAAUUUUAUGUAAACGUUUUUAAAAGUUGCGCUCGCGAGUGGGUGUUAAAAAUAUCAAAAAUAUUACUACCUAUAAAUAGUUAUUUUUUUUUUUGUAAUUAUUUAUUAUUAUUAUUUAAUUGCAUGUAUAUAAACAUUAUUAAUUCUUAAGAGAGCUAAGUUUAAUGUUAAACACAUUUGAAAACAAUUAUUAACAAUAAUAUGUUCUCCAAAGCUCAAUGUGCUUGUUAAGUUUAUAUUCAUAUAUAUUAUUUACCUAUUAUUAUUAUUAUUAUUAUUACUAUUAUUAUUAUAGUUAUUUGUCGGCUCUGUUCAAAUAUUUACAGUGAUAAAAUAAAAAUUAACAUCGUCCGCCAUUUAAAAAUUGACGAUUUAAGUGAAAUAUAUUAUAUCAUUCAAUGUAUAUAUCAAGUGUUUUAUGUAUGAUACAACUACACACUUAUAACAGUAAUAAUAAUAAUACUAAUAACAAUAUUAUGUACAGGCAGGUCGUGAUGUUUUGCUCGAUAGCUCCGGUCGUAUACUUGAUGUGUAUAUUAUAUCUAGAAAUCAAUCGUUUUUAAUACAAUAUAAUACGUACUAAAUAUUAUUAUUAUAUAAGUAUAUUUUAUUAUAUUAUUAUAUACAACCGACUAAUUAUCUUUGGGUACAGAUAUUAUCAUAUUGUUUUUAAUUAUAGUGUAAGGGAGAAACACAUUACAUAUUGUACAUUAUGUAUGUUUUCGGUCGAUCAGACAAUAACAUUAUACUAGACUGUAAUAAAGAAAAAUAAAUGUGUAUUUGUAAAAGAA
Myzus persicae (green peach aphid) is the source of this 3916-nucleotide messenger RNA. Its product is annotated as E3 ubiquitin-protein ligase ZNF598. Gene Ontology annotation, molecular function: ubiquitin protein ligase activity; ribosome binding. Gene Ontology annotation, biological process: rescue of stalled cytosolic ribosome; protein ubiquitination. The transcript has 9 exons. Bases 325 to 3030 code for a protein of 901 amino acids. NCBI's taxonomy places the organism in Eukaryota, Metazoa, Arthropoda, Insecta, Hemiptera, Aphididae. The record is from RefSeq and is a predicted model, not a curated record.